Drepanopeziza brunnea f. sp. 'multigermtubi' MB_m1 is the source of this 957-nucleotide messenger RNA. RefSeq lists its product as uncharacterized. The record is from RefSeq and is a predicted model, not a curated record. NCBI's taxonomy places the organism in Eukaryota, Fungi, Ascomycota, Leotiomycetes, Helotiales, Drepanopezizaceae.
AUGGAUCUGCCCACGACCUUCGAACCCCGAGAAAUGUCCAGAUCUAUUGAAUUACGUUUGAAAGAGUCGCUCCCCGCCCCUACCGACCAGCCAAAGCUUUGCGACGAUACCUCGGCCAAGGGAGCAAUAUCAACGAGUGAACUCGUCCAUUUGCCCUCCGACGCAGACGCCGACGCCGACUCAGCGAGUGCUACCUCUGCUACCUCCGCCAACUCUUCCCUCUCCUUGAACAACGCCUCUACUGAUUCAACAAUGUCACCGUCCGUUGGCCACGAGUUCACUCUAUUCCCCAAAUUACCCUGCGAACUCCGCGCCAAGAUCUGGAGAUUGGGAAUCCGGGUCGGUCACUUCAGCAUUCAGCAUGCAUCAUACAAAACGACCGGUGAGUCAUGGGCCCUCUGGAAGAGCGAAGAGACCGAUAGCCUGCCGAUCACCCUCUGCAUCAAUCGUGAGAGCCGGGCGGAAACGCUGCGCAAGUGCUUCCUGCUCCCCCGUACGGGCGCGCGGCCCAUCUACGCGAACCCGGCCACCGACGUUUGCUGGCUCGAGUUCGUCACGUUGAUCUACAGUCAGCGCGAGCUCUCCGACUGGCUGUUGAGCCUCCACGUCCUGGGGCCCUUGAAUUUCCUGUCGGCCAUCACCCGGCUGGAGGUCCGCGACUUCUUCUUCGCCCCCUUCUUCAAGAAGAUGGUUGCCGAGAACUACAUCAAGUUGCGGGAUCGCCGCGCCCUCUACUUUGCCGCUUUCCUGCACUUCCCGAGCCUGAAGCAGAUCUGCUUCACGAGCUGCAACAGUGCGGAUUGGGCGAGUGUUGCCGACAAUGCGGCGAUGGAGUGGGCGCGUGCCUGGAUCGGCGCGCUGCUGGAGGAGAACAAGGACUGUUUCGAGGGGGGAAAGGUGCCGCAGCUGGUCUUCCGAGAGUAUAAGACGGUCGAGGAUAUUAUGUUGGAGGACUGA